AUGGCACUGAGUGCCACGUCCAGGAAACACCUCCAGGGACAGGAGGCAUACGUGGCACUGCGGACAGGCAGCAGAAUUCCACCUUCCAGGGUGUCCCAUUUCUGCAACUUGCAGGGUAUUUCAGCCACGCAGAGACACAGCGAUUUCCCAAAUUGUUACUGCGAACGGGCGUUACCAGGACAUUUCCCAAGGCGUCUUUAUCCCCUCGGCAGGUCCCCGGACGCCUUGCCCGCACCAACCCCCGCACCAGCGCAGCCCCGCCGGCUGCUGCCCGCACGGCUCCAGGUGCCACCUGCUGCUCCAGGGCCAGCCCUGGCCGGGCCGGCCGCAGCCCCCCCCGGACGCGCCCACGCAGGGCCGCGUCCCGCGGCAGUGCACCGCUCCGCAUCGCUGGGGGGCACGGGCGCAGACGUCGCGCACCAGCGCCCCGCCAGGGAGAACCCGGCCUGCGUGACGCCGCGGUGCGCAGCUCUCACCGAGGAGAGCCAAGGAGGGUGCGAGAGUCGCCAGCGCGCCGUCGCAGGGAUAGGGACAGUGGACAGGACAGGACAGGGACAUAGGGCAAGAGACAGGGCGGCGCUCAUUCGCCCCGGCGGCGCGCGGGACUGUCGCGCGGCGGCAGCGAGGCGGAUCUGCGGCCAGGCACCGCCCGCCGUGCCGGCCGGAGAGCCGCCGGCGCCCCCUCGCGGCCGGGCCCAGCCAAGCGCCCGCUGGUUUGACCGCCGGCCGCCUAAGGCCGGCUCCCGCAGAGCCGGCCGGUGGGCCCGACCGCACAGGGGCGUCCACAUCCGGGGUGGAUGGCGUGCCGCAUGGACAGCCGCGUUCAGAACUGUGGAACCAUUGGAAUAUUACAGAAGGUUUUUGAAAGAGAACUGUCGACCUGAUGGAAGGGAGUUAGGUGAAUUCCGAGCAACCACUGUCAACAUAGGUUCAAUUACAACUGCAGAUGGUUCUGCCCUGGUGAAAUUAGGAAAUACCACGGUGAUUUGUGGAGUGAAAGCGGAACUUGCUGCACCUGCAGCAGAUUCUACUAAUAAAGGGUAUAUUGUACCAAAUGUAGAACUACCAUCCCUCUGUUCAGAGAGGUUUCGCUCCGGACCACCUGGUGAAGAGGCUCAAGCAGCAAGCCAGUUCAUUGCAGAUGUGAUUGAAAAUUCACAGAUGAUAGUGAAAGAAGAUCUGUGUAUUGCAAAUGGCAAGCUUGCUUGGGUGUUAUACUGUGAUAUCAUAUGUCUGGACUAUGAUGGAAACCUUUUGGAUGCCAGUGUCUUUGCUUUGUUAGCAGCAUUAAAAAAUGUACAAUUGCCAUCGGUUAUUAUAAAUGAAGAAACUGGUUUAUCAGAAGUGAAUUUAAAACAGAAGAGUCCUUUGACUAUCAGAAAGCAUCCAGUUGCCACAUCGUUUGCUAUAUUUGAUGACACAUUACUCAUUGUUGAUCCAACUGCUGAAGAGGAAGAUUUAGCAACUGGAACAGUAACCAUUGUCACUGAUGAAGAAGGGAGACUAUGUUCUGUCCAUAAACCAGGUGGAAGUCCUCUUACAGGAGCCAAGCUUCAGGACUGUAUCACCAGAGCAAUUACAAGACAUAAAGAAGUAAAGAAGCUGAUUGACAAAGUAAUAAAAAGUAUAAUGUCCAAGUGAACGAAAGGAGAGAUCUUUUAAAAAAUGGAUUUGUAAAAAUUGUAUUUGUUACAGUGUUCACAAACCUUUUAUACUAAAUAAACAAAUACCAA
This is a messenger RNA of Manacus vitellinus (golden-collared manakin), 1733 nucleotides long. RefSeq names its product exosome complex component RRP43. Bases 1 to 1641 code for a protein of 546 amino acids. Gene Ontology annotation, cellular component: cytoplasmic exosome (RNase complex); nuclear exosome (RNase complex). Gene Ontology annotation, biological process: nuclear polyadenylation-dependent rRNA catabolic process; nuclear mRNA surveillance; U4 snRNA 3'-end processing. Lineage: Eukaryota; Metazoa; Chordata; Aves; Passeriformes; Pipridae. The record is from RefSeq and is a predicted model, not a curated record. The transcript has 11 exons.